AAGUGCUUAAAGAAACUACCUAUAGAGGGCAUGCACAGAGGAUCCUGUAGUUGACAGACGAAAAUAUAAUCCAUAAUGCCCCAAUCAGCUGAGCCGUUUUGAUUAUUUUGGUUACUUUCGUCAACGUCUCAACGAUAAAGGAAACCUGUAGCCUGCAGCUGUUGGACAGGAAGCAUGCUUGCCGCUCGAAACGUCAAAAUCGAAGAAAAGUAACACUGUCUUUCGCUGUAGCUAUAAUUUAGCAAUGUUUUGAGACUUAAACCACGAUAAAAACGGAAAAUGAGUAAAGAAGCUACCGAAAAUGAUAAAAGGAAGAGAAACAAUCUUCUUUCUCAAUAUUAUGGGAUCACAAAAGAGAAGGAUGUAGAAAACCUAUUUGAUGUGGAUGGAAAGCACUUUAAUGCAGAUGCCUAUGUAGACAAACUUGUUCAAGAAACUAGUUUGAAGCAGCUCAUAGACAAAGAACAGGAAUUAGUUCGUGAGAUACAAUCUUUGGAUUCUGAAAUGCAGACACUAGUUUAUGAGAACUAUAACAAAUUUAUUCUUGCAACGGAUACUAUUCGGCAGAUGAAAAGUGAUUUCAAAACAAUGGAAGAUGAAAUGGAGAAGCUAGUGCAAGACAUGUCACAAAUUGCAACAUUUGCAAACAGUAUAUCUUCAAACUUACAGGAUCGGCGUCAACAAAUAACAAAACUAUCAAACAUCCAUGAACUGCUUAAGAAUUUGCAAUUUUUAUUUGAUCUUCCCACUAAAUUAAAAUCCUCUGUUGAAGAAAAGAACUAUUCACUGGCUGUAAAGUACUAUGCCAAGUCUGAGCAAGUUCUCAAAGAUUUUGGUGAUCAUCCGUCUUUCAGCGGAAUACAAUCAGAUUGCCAAGAAAUUGUUACCACACUGCGGAAGUGUCUGAAAGACCAAUUUGUUAGAGCUGAAGUAACCUCCCGUGAACUAGAAGAAUCUGUAACACUCUUGAGCAAGUUAGGUGAAUCUUCCACUAGUCUUGCCCUAGAAUUCACUGUAAUAAAUAAAGGGAGGCUGGAAAAAGAUUUGGAUGAUCUUUCCUCGUAUACGACUUCUGGUGAAAAUAAUGGCGAAGCUGUUCUUGCGUUUAUUGAAAAAUGCUGCAACACAGCUUUAAAUAAUGCCGCCUUAACCAUUGCAACUUUUAACAACAUUUUUCCACUAGCCUCCGCGAAAGACAACGAAGGGCUGAUCGACAUGGCCGUGGAUGUUAUCAACCGGCUUUGUCCAGUUGUGAAAACAAAGGUUGUAGAAAUUAUCGGAUUGGAGAUGAGCGAAGGUUGCUGCUUGUCCCUAGUUGCGGCUUUGGAUAAAUUUCAUCGCCGUCUAUUAGCCGUUCAGCGAUUGCUGAUGUCGGAUAAUCAGUGGAGCUCCAUUCUUAUAACGGAUGUUGCUCAAAUAAUUUCUAACCGAGCAGCAGAGAAUCUUGUAGUAAAAUGGACUCAAGAAUUGCAAGGUUGGCGUGACUCCUGGAACAACGAUAAUCAGCCGCACGGAUCGGUCAAAUUCAUCGAGGGAGCUCUUAUCGAACACAUUCAUCGUACGCUGGUUGCAUUGACGGCUUUUGUAGGGAAUCACGUAACGUUUUCCCAGGACUACCAGUUCCGUCAGACUUUCGGUCGACGCCAUGUUCGCGAAGGCGUUUUCAUAAUGUCGCUAAAAAAACUGUCAAUAAUGUUAUCAAACCUUUGUAACGCCACUGGGAAAGAUAACGCAUCUCCUACCCUGAUUCUUGUUCUCUCACGGGUGGCAAUCGACUUUAAUCAAAAUUUGGCGCAGUCCUUGUUGUCGUUAAUAGAAGAACAAUUUGACAUUCCAGCUGGUUUUCAAGGAGACAACCUCACCCCAAUAUCAGCCGUAACUGCCGAGUUUAGGCAAGCCUCUCAAACUCUUUUACAGAGAUAUGUCCAAAGUGAAAGUCAUGUUCUUGUUCAGAUGAUUCGCAAAUCGAUGGAUUCUCGGGAUUGGUUAACCACUUCCGAACCUCGCAGCGUUCGACCCGUUAUAAAGCGUGUGCUGGAAGAGAUUAGCCGAGUUGACUCCCAUGCAGCUCAACUGUAUGAAGAAGGUUCGAGGAAGGAUAGGAGCUCUGAUUCUUCUCGACGAACUCAUCAUAGCAGCUCGAGAAUGCAACAAAAAUCAUCGUGGUCAUCAUUGGGACCUUCGCAACUGGACUCCUCCUUACUGAAUAAUAUACAGAAACUAUUUUCUGAACGUAUCGACCUCUCUGGAACCGUUGAGCCUAAUAAAGGAUCCGUCGUUAUGGCUGUUAUUAAAAUUUGCCUCAAGGGUUUCUUGGAAUGCGUUCGUCUAAAGACAUUUGGAAAGUACGGUAUUCAGCAAAUUCAAGUAGACUGCUACUAUCUGCAGCUUUUCUUGUGGCGAUUCACCUUUGACGAAAAUUUGGUACACAGCUUACUCGAUGAGAUCUUGUCGAGUGCAGUCCAACGCUGCCUGGAACCAGUAUUAAUGGAACCAGGUGUUGUAGAGCUGAUCUGCGAACGCUGAAAGCCCUCAGUUAUUCGAAAGGAUGAUGAAGCACAUUUGAUCUGGCGGGAGGUGUUAGUGGCUAAAGGUAUGUAGGAAGGAACGGAGAGCUGAGACUUCCAGGCGGUGUAGGUAAGCAGACUUAUGCAGGAAUAAUUUCCGAGGACCAUGGUAGGUGAGGAUUUCCCAUCCACCUACUGUGAUAUUCGUGAUAUGCCCGUGAUAUAAACACUAUAUGAAAAAUACGUAUACGAUAGAUCACGCGAUCAUGGGACGGUAUUCUAAUUUUGCGAGAUUCUGGUGGCACUGAGAUUUUUCGUGUUUCUGGAAAUUCUAGCAGAUUAUCGCCACGUUCGGGGAUUCUGUAAGUUGCCAAUACCUCGUUUUUUUUUGUCACUUUUUACAGACAUUGCGCCAAAUCUGUAACGCGUUUACGUCUAGAGCGAGCAUACUAUUGUUUUCGAUAGAUAGACUACGUUUUAGAUCAUUUCCGAUGUGUCAAAAUUUUUAGAGAGAUGCUUACAGCUGUGUGAUACAAUAAUUUUUUGCAUCAAGA
This is a messenger RNA of Daphnia magna, 3061 nucleotides long. It is a transcript of the gene Vps51, whose product is annotated as vacuolar protein sorting-associated protein 51 homolog. Gene Ontology annotation, biological process: Golgi organization; lysosomal transport; retrograde transport, endosome to Golgi. The transcript is spliced from 15 exons. Lineage: Eukaryota; Metazoa; Arthropoda; Branchiopoda; Diplostraca; Daphniidae. The record is from RefSeq and is a predicted model, not a curated record. Gene Ontology annotation, cellular component: membrane; EARP complex; GARP complex. The coding region runs from base 280 to 2526 and encodes 748 amino acids.